CUCAAGAUAAUUGAUUGUAUCCAACCAUGUCACAAUUAGCCGCCACCAGCAGCUACAAGCCGCCAGAUUUGACGUAUACACCCGGCGAUCUCACCGAGCCAAAGUACCGUCUACCCUCGCAUCAGCUGCUUCUGGACGAGAAGCGGGAUCGAGACAAUGGCGUGGAACGCGAACUGCCCUUGAAUCGUCUCUACCUCGGCGAUCACGAGUGCCCGGCCCCAAAUAAGUACCGUAGUGCGGCAGAGGCUGCUAGAGAAGUCAAUUCGGCGGCGGGACGACAGUUUCCGGCCUUGGCUGCUGCCCAAGCCCGCUACGCCGGUCAUUUGGACACCAGCAGCGAUAUUGUAGAUCUAGCGCCAUUGCCCUCAACCGUCGGCUUUGGGACGGGCAAGGAGCUGACCUCAGUGGUGCCCACACUGCCGCCUGUGGUGACGGUGCCAGACUACUCAGCCGAUCCGGAUCUAAUCAAGAAAAUGCCAUUGCAUUCCAUAACCGAGAAGCCAAACGAGCGCUGCCCCUCCCCGGUGGUGCCAGCUUACGCCAACUUCGAGCUGGCCAAGCGUAUGCAUCAAGAUAAUCUGGACCACCAGCCUCUGCCCGAUUGUGUUGCAGAUCUCGCCUUUCGGAAAGCUCAAAUUAGCGGCGGCCAUGGGGGACUCGCGCUCGACAUCGAUCCCAUUGCGACUGGCGUUGGCGUAAAGACGCACAAUGCCGGUCCGACGCACUGCACCAAGUUGCGGGUGUACCGUCCCAAGACUGGUGGAGGUGUGGUGCCAAAGGCCUAUGUGGGCGAUACGUUUCGUGGAAUUGGCUCGGCACCUACCAAAAAAAUGGGACCCAUGGAUCUGGCCAUCUGCUGGGACUACAAGCCCGCCAAUCCCACAGAUGAGCCACGACCCAGUAGACACAUCGACGGCUCCAAUGAGUCGGCUGGACCGGCCGUCUUCACCUGCGUUAAGACGCCACGCGAGGAGAACAUGGGCGAUCUGGGACGUUCUGCCGGCAUCUUUACCAAUACGCUAGGCGAGGCCGACUUCUUCGACAAGGACAUACUGCGUCGCAAGACCGACUUUGGUGGACGGCAUAUUGAACGCGAGAACAAUUGUGCCUGCGAUUAUGGACCACCGCCUCCAAGAGCUCGCAGCGUAUCCCGAGACUCAAGCGCCUCCCACUGUCGGCGCGGAAUUGGCAGCGGGGGUGGAGGCGGAGGCGGAGGUGUAGGUGUAGGUGGUUGUGGCAUGCCCAAUCGGUUGGCCAAACAAUAUCAAUCCUCACCCAUGCUUACCGAUAAAACAUAUCAAGCACUGCGGGAGAAGUAUUUGGGACCCGAUACCGGCACAGGUGGCUGCGAUGGCGGCGCACUACUGGACCACGGCUGCCGUCCGGCGGGGCCGGCAUGCAAACGCGACGCAUUGUCGCUGCUACGGCGGCCGACCCGCCGUCUUUGCCAUAAGGUGGCGCCGGCGCCGGCACAGAAAUGCUGUCAGACAUCCCCAUUUUCUCACUGUAUGACCAGUAAGGCGGCUUUUCGGGUCGGUGUGCCAAAGCACAAUGCCGUCGGCGAUUUUGUGGGCGCGAAUGAUGCCUGUGGCGCCAGUGGCAGUCGCGUUCUGGUGGUGCCACGCCCCCGCAACCCCUACUCAAAGAAAAACUACGACAUCGACACCCUAGUGCCCCCUUUCCGCAGUCAAGGAGGCGGUGCCGGCCAAGGUGGCUAUCCAGAGCACUGGCGCCUAGCCAGCGUCUAUCAGCACGCCUACAAGCCGAUGGAGCAACGCCGCCGGCCACUGCUGCAGACCGUUUACAAGUGAAGUACAUCCGAGCUCUAAUUUCAAAAAUAUCCAUCAGCACUCACUCUGUAUACACAAGCCCUCACAAUCACUCCAGACUUUAAAGAAAUUAUAAUUUUUAGAUUUUAA
Molecule: messenger RNA, 1919 nt
Organism: Scaptodrosophila lebanonensis
Lineage: Eukaryota; Metazoa; Arthropoda; Insecta; Diptera; Drosophilidae
Exons: 1
Coding region: 27-1811 (594 amino acids)
Source: RefSeq, a predicted model, not a curated record